CAAAUUCAAUUUCUGCUCUGAAAGGUUGAGAACGCCGACUGCGACUAAAAUACACACAAAGAUAUAUAUAUAUAUAUAAAACCACCACAUACAGAGCCAGUCACAGCUGACAUACAUAAAAAUAAAGUGCGCAAGAGAGGAAUACAGCAAAAAAAAAAUAAACUGCGUUUCUUAGUUAAUAAUUUAAUACAAACAAUCAUGAAGUUCCAAUAUAAAGAGGAGCAUGCAUUUGAGAAGAGACGUGCCGAGGGUGAUAAAAUUCGUCGCAAAUAUCCUGACCGUGUGCCUGUGAUUGUCGAAAAGGCACCAAAGGCUCGCAUUGGGGAUUUGGAUAAGAAAAAGUAUUUGGUACCAUCGGAUCUAACUGUGGGCCAAUUCUAUUUUCUCAUACGCAAACGCAUCCAUUUGCGUCCCGAAGAUGCUCUAUUCUUCUUUGUGAACAAUGUCAUUCCACCAACAUCGGCUACCAUGGGCUCAUUGUAUCAGGAACAUCAUGAAGAGGAUUAUUUCCUGUAUAUAGCCUAUUCCGAUGAGAAUGUCUAUGGAGCGGCCAAUUAAGGGAGUAGUCGCUCGAGUAUAUAGAAAUGCAUCCAACAUCAACAGCCUAUACAGAAAUCGAUCUAUAUAUAUAUAUUAACUAUAUAUAAUACGUUUAGCAGACAGCUUAAAACAAAAAAAAAAAAAGAAAUACAAUCGAAAAAUAAUGAAGGCAAAAACUGCUGGAAUUAGCUAAACAAAUUGAUGGAAUAGAAAACAAAACAAAAAGAAACAACAAAAAAAAAAACACAAAAAUUUAUUAAACAUAAAACAAAACAACAAAAAAAGAUUGAUAAAAAGUAUAUUGUUAUGUGACACUUAUUUUAUAUAAACAUUUUCUAUACGAUCUAAGUAUUUCAAACGAUUUGUCCUAUGCUUUAAUUAUGUAACAAAGCCUCCAUCCCCGUCUCCCCCACCCAUCUCCCAAAAACUUUAUGCAAUAUGAGUUCUUCCUGACGACCCGCCCCCCAAUCCUGUGCCCCCUUAUCACCCCUUUUUCUUCUAUAAAGCGCAAUUACUUUAAAUUUGA
Drosophila willistoni is the source of this 1066-nucleotide messenger RNA. RefSeq names its product gamma-aminobutyric acid receptor-associated protein (gene Atg8a). The transcript is spliced from 3 exons. NCBI's taxonomy places the organism in Eukaryota, Metazoa, Arthropoda, Insecta, Diptera, Drosophilidae. Bases 199 to 558 code for a protein of 119 amino acids. Gene Ontology annotation, biological process: macroautophagy; autophagy of mitochondrion; cellular response to nitrogen starvation. The record is from RefSeq and is a predicted model, not a curated record. Gene Ontology annotation, cellular component: cytosol; autophagosome membrane; autophagosome. Gene Ontology annotation, molecular function: GABA receptor binding; ubiquitin protein ligase binding.